Prosopis cineraria is the source of this 1325-nucleotide messenger RNA. RefSeq names its product formyltetrahydrofolate deformylase 1, mitochondrial-like. Gene Ontology annotation, biological process: 'de novo' IMP biosynthetic process. The transcript has 8 exons. Lineage: Eukaryota; Viridiplantae; Streptophyta; Magnoliopsida; Fabales; Fabaceae. Gene Ontology annotation, molecular function: formyltetrahydrofolate deformylase activity. Bases 128 to 1111 code for a protein of 327 amino acids. The record is from RefSeq and is a predicted model, not a curated record.
AACCGGGAGAUCGAAAGCCAUAGUAAUCUAACUCUUCAAUACCUCUGACAUCCCAACCCCACCAAGCCGGUGGGUGGCACUGGUUCAUCGAUCUUUUACAGAGAACUGGAGGGGGAAACUUUGGAGGAUGAUGCCAUUCGUACGAAGAGCCUCUUCCAGCUUCCCUCAAGUUAUUGGAUUGACUAACAGGUCCUUUACUUCUUUGAAAUUCCCUGACGACUCUGUCGAAUCUCCAUCCUCGUCAUUUCUCACCCAUGGAAUCCACGUCUUUCGAUGCCCUGAUUCGGUCGGAAUUGUAGCCAAGCUGUCGGAUUGUAUUGCUUCUAGGGGCGGAAACAUUCUCGCCGCUGAUGUUUUUGUACCUGAAAAUAAACAAGUCUUCUACUCUAGAAGCGAUUUUGUAUUUGAUCCUGUUAAAUGGCCACGUGUGCAAAUGGAUGAGGACUUUCUAAAGCUUUCAAAAGAAUUUAAUGCAACGCGAUCUGUUGUGAGGGCACCGGCACUGGAUCCUAAAUAUAAGAUAGCUGUUCUGGCGUCAAAGCAGGACCACUGCCUGGUUGAUUUGUUACAUGGGUGGCAGGAUGGAAGACUUCCAGUGGAUAUCAAGUGUGUAAUUAGUAACCAUGAUAGAGGCCCAAAUACCCAUGUUUUUCGUUUUCUUGAGAGGCAUGGUAUUCCUUAUCAUUUUUUAAGCACAACCAAAGAGAAUAAAAGGGAAGGGGAGAUCUUGGAGCUGGUUCAGAAUACUGAUUUUUUAGUCCUUGCAAGGUACAUGCAGAUAUUAUCCGGCUAUUUCUUAAGGAGCUAUGGGAAGGAUAUUAUCAACAUUCACCAUGGUCUGUUGCCAUCAUUCAGGGGUGGCAAUCCAUCUAGACAGGCCUUUGAAGCAGGUGUGAAAUUAAUUGGGGCGACGAGUCAUUUUGUGACUGAAGAACUUGAUGCAGGGCCCAUAAUUGAACAAAUGGUGGAGAGAGUAUCCCAUAGAGACAACCUACAGAGCUUUGUGCAGAAAUCAGAGAGCCUUGAGAAACAAUGUCUUUCAAAGGCUAUCAGAUCUUAUUGUGAGCUUCGAGUAUUACCAUAUGAAGGAAAGAAGACAGUUGUAUUUUAACUGGGCACAUACAAAAUGAGACACGAGCUAGUGGUGAUGGGAAUAGAUUGCUGUAAUCUUUUUUCUCUUUUGCUUUUUUCUCAACUUGUUAGUAUAAUCUUUUGUUUACGGAUAACAAUACGCACCAAAAUGAGGUGCAUUUACAUGUCGAUUCCCUAAUUCAUGUUAUAAGUUGCAAUAAUAAGCUAAAGGAAAAAAGAAAAACCAUUGAUCA